Messenger RNA from Pantherophis guttatus, 6118 nucleotides. It is a transcript of the gene RIN3, whose product is annotated as Ras and Rab interactor 3. Lineage: Eukaryota; Metazoa; Chordata; Lepidosauria; Squamata; Colubridae. The record is from RefSeq and is a predicted model, not a curated record. Gene Ontology annotation, molecular function: guanyl-nucleotide exchange factor activity; small GTPase binding. Gene Ontology annotation, biological process: signal transduction; vesicle-mediated transport. Gene Ontology annotation, cellular component: endocytic vesicle; cytosol.
UAGAAAAGAAAGAUCAUGCUCUUUUCAGAGCGUUUGGGAGUCAAUUGAAACAGCGGUGAGGAAAAGCUUCCCUUGCCAUUGUGCCGAAUCCAUCAUCUGCAAUUCUUCUUCUUUUUUAAAUCUGGGGUGGGGGACACGGUCAAGAGGCGUGAAAGUUUUGACGGAAAUGCCAAGGUAUAACUUUCUCCACAAGGAAAACUUACAAGGAUUCUGAAAGAAGAAGUUUCCGAUUCUGGCUGGGAUGAUGAAAACAUCGAUGGGAAACCAGGGAAGUGGGCCUGCUACAGAGACUGGAGAGGAGGAGGAAGAUAAAGGUUCAUCAAGUCAGCCUAUUGCUCUGAGGAAUUGUUUCCACCUGCAGAGGAACAGUAUUCUUGAGAAGCUCAUCAAAACCUGCCCAGUUUGGCUCCAGUUUGGCAUCAGUCUGGAAAAGACUUCUGAUAUACUCUGCAAGGAACCAUCAGGGGUAUUUAUGGUUCAGAAAGAUGAGACCCUGAAAAAUCUAUUCCUGUUAGUUCAUUUUCCAGCCGAGAAAGAGGGGUGUGACAUUCUAGAAUACAAGAUAAAAGAAGAAAAAUCUUUAUUGCACCUGGAAGGAUCUCUUCUUGUGUUUGAAGACAUCUUCAAACUGGUGGCAUUCUACUGUGUCAGUAGAGAUCUGCUUCCGUACACACUAAGAUUGCCACAAGCAAUAUUGGAAGCCAAUAGUGCCACGGAAUUAGAAACCAUCUCUGAUUUGGGGACAGGUUUCUGGAACUCUUCUUUACAUCAAAGACAAGGAAAAAGGCUUCUCCAUUCUGUGAAAGACCCUGCUUACAUCACAGCUCAGGCAAAAAAAGGAAAGAACCCCAGCCAGCCUUUUGCAAGCGGCACGAACAAUUGUUCAUGUGAAACUGAGCUGGCAAUAGGAAGUGACAAGCUGUGGUUUGUAAAUCCUAUUUUUAUAGAGGAGAGCAGCUAUCAAUUUCCCCCACAUGUUUCUCCUUCAGAGAUCUUCAAGGAGAGUCCUUCUGGUGGUAGAAACCUUGUGACAAAACCUCCAAAGAAAUCUCCUACUCGACGUCCUCCCCCUCCUCCUCCCCCUCAUUCUCUUCCUCCUCCUUCUCUUCCUCCUCCUUCUCUUCCUCCUCCUCCUCUUCCUCCUCCUCCUCCUCCUCCUCCACCACCACCACCACCACCUCUAUUGUCCUUUCAUGCUGGGAAACAAGCCAAAACAUCUUCUAUGACCCCUUCCAAAGAGGAUCAAUUCCAUAAUUUGGAGAAAACCAAAAAGGAGAUGAAAACUGAAAUUAGCAAAGACAAGGAAGAUAGCAGACAAGAGCUCUUUUUGCCUCAUAGCCUUCCAUCUACAAAUUCAAAGAAGAUUCCUCCAUCCAUUCCGCCAAGGCGAUGUUCAUCUGAGAGAACUUCAGGAAACUCUUGCUUUGAUAAAAGUCAGAAAUGUUCACGGUCAGAAGAACAACAAGUAGAAAAACAGAAUAGGAGGAAUGAAACUUUGACUAACGAUCACCAGGGUGAUAAAGCUCCAGAUGUAUUGGUGGAAGUGACAGAGAAAUCUGCCUCAAAUGCUCAAAAUGUGACACCUGAUGGAGAGGACAAGAAGGAACUUACGGAGCAGCAGCAGAAUUUAUCAUCUGGAAAACCCUCCCAGCCUCCCAUCCCACCACUGAGAAAGAAGAGGUUCUUUAAACAAUCAUCAUCUACCAGCUCUUUUUCUUUGGAGCACAAGAACAUUGAAGAGUCAGAAGUUCAAGAAGAAAAUAAACAAAGAGUAGAAAAAACUUCCUCUGUUUCCAAAAAGGAAACAAAAUCUCAUCUUAAGCUUGUCAGAAUAUCAGAUAGUGAACGUUCAAGUGAUUCAUUGCAUUCUCCUGUAGGCAAUGCAAGGGCUCAAAUGUCUGCCUCUGAGCCAGAUUCUUAUUCUACAAGCAGCACUGAAGAUGAAUUUGAAUUGAGGACCAGUCCUACAGUGAAGAAGACCCAUUCUAUGAUUUUAGGCAGGGCCAAGCGUCGUCUGUCCAUGGUCAGCCUAAGCAAUGUCUUCACAGCAUUUCUCUCUUCUGACCGAAAGCUCCAGAAGAAGAUUGUGGAACUGGCCCAGGAUAAAGACUCUUACUUUGGCAACUUGGUGCAGGACUAUAAAGUCUACAGUCUGGAGAUGAUGGCAAAGCAGAUCUCCAGCACAGAAAUGCUACAAGAGAUUCGCUUAAUGAUGACACAAUUGAAAAGUUACUUAAUUCAAAGUACCGAGCUGAAAUCUUUAAUGGACCAGACAGUUCACACAGAUGAGAAGCUAGAGGUGAUAAUAGAAUCCGCUUUGCACAAAUGUGUCUUGAAGCCUUUAAAAGUGCCCAUUGAUACUUACCUACGGGAAAUCCAUAACAAAGAUGGAUCUUUCAAACUCCUAAAGGAAAACCAGCAAGUCAUACAAAAUACAACCACAACCGAAUUGGGAGUCACCACUAGUGUGCCUGAAUCUGCAUUGCUGGAAAGAAUAUUCCAUAAAUUCACAACCAUGACCAAGGCUUAUUCUCCAGAAAAGAAAAUCAGCAUUCUACUGAAGUCUUGCAAACUCAUUUAUGAUUCUAUGACUCAAGGGAAUCCAGGGAAGCCUCAUGGAGCAGAUGACUUCCUCCCAGUGCUCAUGUAUGUUCUGGCCCGCAGUGAUCUGACAGAGAUGAUUCUCAAUGUAGAGUAUAUGAUGGAACUUAUGGACCCUGCUCUGCAGCUGGGUGAAGGUUCUUAUUAUUUAAUCACUACUUAUGGGGCAGUAGAGCUUAUCAAAAGCUAUGAUAAGAUCGCGGUCACUCGACAACUAAGCACUGAAGUUCAAGAUUCAAUCCACCGCUGGGAGAGACGGAGAACACUUAACAAAGCCCGGGCAUCUCGAUCGUCUGUUCAGGAUUUCAUUGCCAUUUCUUUUAUGGAGGCUGAGGCCAAAACAAGGACACUGGCAUAUCGGACCGACUCCACGACUCAUCAGCUAAUUCAGCAGUGCGCUGAGAAAUUUGAAGUCUCAGAGCCCCAGGACUACGGACUGUUUGUCCAAGUGGAUAACAAAACUAUGCAGAUGGAUGACGAUGCCCUCCCUCACCAGAUCAAAUCCCAUCUCCUGAAUAAAGAGCCCAGGCUGACUUUCUGCUUUAUUUAUAAACAACUUGGUGGAGAAGAGUCACCAGUUCCCGUUAUCAAGGACACAGGUGCCUUGUAGCAGCAAGGCUACUCUCUUGAAGCAAACUUGGUUUAGAUGUUUUUUCUUCCAAAUCAUCUCCUCCAGCAGCAGAAACUUUCCAAAAUACAGUUUCUUCUCUGAGUGGUGACAUGGAUAGCAUAUGCAAUCCUCCUCUGGGGCAUUUACUUUACAGAAUUCGUUUGCAGUCAUAAAUGGAAUAGCCAAGGAAAGUUCAUUCUUGGAAAGGGGGAAAAAAGCAUUUGAAUAGUAGUUUGGAGAUUCAAACCAUGAAUCUGAUAUAGUGUUCAUGCCAGAUUCCUUGGCACAAAGUAAAUGGUCUUGAAGUUAUGGACUUCCUGGCAAAUUGUUAGACAUUGUAGCAUCAUCUCCUCAAUGUAUAACAGAAAGGGUGCAAGUUGUUUUUGAUGGUCAUCACAGAAAAUCCAAAUGGAUUGGAUUUCCCUUUAGUAGAACAAAAAUUAAUAAUGAAUUAAGUAGCUCAGAGUGAUUAGAUUCUCACAUAUCUGGCCUAAGAUGGCCUACAAUGCCCAACUAAUGGUAACUGACGUGGGGGGCUAUAGAGGUCUGUGCACUUACAUAAAAUCUCAGUGUAUCAAUAUAGCAUCUACUGAUAUUAACAAAAGAAAUCUGAGUGGCCAACUCUCAUGCUCUUUCUAUGCCUUUGUUAUAUUCUCUAGUUGCACACAUUGUAUCUCAGCCAAUUCACAGCCAUCUUUAUAUUUCCAGGUACUGUACAAAAUAAUUUGCCAUGAAGAUACAAUUGACAAUCAAGAGUCUGGCCAUAAAUUAAUGUAGAAAUGUUUUCAUUCCAUGUCUCCUCUAUCAAUUAUCGUUCAUAAAUUCAUUCUUAGGAGUGUUAUCACAAAGCAGUUUUGCAUCAGUAAUUUACUUCUCAAAGGAGAAGAACUAUAUGCCCAAACUAGAAGCUUUACUUUUGCAUGCCAAACCCUCUAUAUAGGACUGACAAUGAUACCUGUUAAAAACCAGGGAGAACCGUUGGCAGUCAGAUUAGGUGUGUGUCAGGGGUGGGUUCCACUUACCUUUGCUACCGGUUCGCAAUGGGAGCGUGUGUGUGUGCACACUUGCUUUGCUUGCACGUGGCACUUCUGCGCAAGCGCAGAGUAUCCAUGAUGACGUCUGGGCGGGUGGGCAGAGUCUCCUGCCGCCGUUACUACCGGUUUGCAAGAUAUGGACCGAACCGGUAGCAACCCACCACUGGUUUGUGUGCCAGAUUCUAACUUUUCAUAAGGUAACCACCUUUAUACCUGGAUGAAGAAGGAAAGCAGCAACAUAAGAAGAGAUGACAAGGGUGGAGAGGGCAAAGUAAAAGAACAUUAUUAUAGCAAAAGUUUUCAUGAAUCACAGACCACUUCAUUUAUCUGUGUCUUUAAGCUGUCAUAUUGUCAUUAUAAUAGGGGCUAUGAAAAAACUGUUGAUUUGAGGAAUCGUUGUUGUCUUCUGUUGUUGGUCCUCUGAACAUUUCACUCUGGGUACAGAAUGUGGCUCUUCAGAGCUCUCCACAGCAAUACAAAGCCAGACACACAACCUGGCCAUGAGAAGCUGAACCUUGUGUAUUAGCUUAAUGUGGAUGAUAGUUUUCGUAUAUGAGUCUGCAAUGGCAUCCAAUAAUGCUGAUUUAUACAGUCUGUCAUCUGUCUGCCUGCCUGCCUGCCUACCUACCUAUCUAUCAUCUAUAUCAUCUCUCUCUCUCUAUCAUAUCUCCCUCUUUCUCUCCCUCCCUCCCUCCCCCCCCCUUUCUCUCUCAUCUAUCUCUCAUCUAUCUAUCUAUUAUCUGGACUACUCGUUCAGCAAUAAUUCAAAGUUGUGAUGGUACUGAAUGAAUUGUACUUGCAACUGGUCCUUGAAGUUUUGAUAGUGAUCUGGGCAUUUGGCAACUUGUUUGCACUUAUGAGGCGUCUCAUAGUCAUGUGGUCACCAUUUGGAAUCUUCCUUAUUGGCUUCCCACAAGCAAAAUCAAUGGGGAAGCUGGCAGGGAAGGUUGCAAGUCAGUGUGGUCGAUCAUUUGCACUCUUCUCCCACCUGCUUCCCACUCACCAUUCCCCGUCCAGCAGCCUUCCUGCACUUGCACUGGGCCUUCUGGGCUACUUACAUGCCCUCCCCUUCUGGGCAGCAGCUAUUUACCUGCCUGCUAGUCUGCUUGUGAACCUCCUGGGACUCACUUAGCAAGCUGCAAUCCUCACUGAACAAUAACUAUGGGGAAGUGUCAGAAUUGCCGUCACAUGCCAUCACACUUAGCGAUAGAAAUUCUGGUCCCAUUUACUGUUGUUAUUCAAGGAAUACCUAUAUCUGUCUGCCCGUCUGCCUAUCUUGUUUGGCAUCUAAUUUUGGCAGCUGUUUGGCUUACCAUUGAUCAGUUAAGAUGCUAAACUGCUCUGGCAGAGCCUGAAAUCAAUAGUUUUGUUAGGUAGCUCUGCUGGACUAAUAUAUUGAUGUCUCAGUGUAAGAGGCCUUUUCUGCCACACAAAAAGUGUACCUUCCAGUUAUGUAUUAUUUCUUUUAAAUCUGAUAUUGAGAAGUGUGUCAUCUUUAUCAUAGCAUUUCAUAAGAUCUGUGCUCUAAGAAGACGUUCAGAAAUAUAUUAUUUUCUUGAUUUAUGUGUAUUUUAAUGGAAACCAUGUUAACAAAGACUUUGGAGUGGAAAAGCUUUAGUCACCCAGAUAGCCAGUCCUCUUAUAUCAGUCUGAUAAAGCAGUUUAGAAGGUCACAAGAUAACCUUUUGUACUCAGGGUCUAGAAGUAAUGUGGCUACUUGUAUGGACUGUCAUCAUCUCUUCAAAUAAUUCUGCAUUAUUUUGUGAGUUUAUAAUAUAAAUCAUGUGUUGUCUGAGGACAUUCCUCCUCCCAGAUAUGCUUGUUUUCUAUUAUUGUCAACUUUGCCAUUAAAUUCCCAUUCAAAAGAUUUAAA